Paramecium octaurelia is the source of this 552-nucleotide messenger RNA. Lineage: Eukaryota; Ciliophora; Oligohymenophorea; Peniculida; Parameciidae. The record is from the annotation of a GenBank genome assembly.
AUGAAUGACUAAUUAAAAAGGAUGGAAAAAGGGAAGAAUAACAGAUGCAGAUUGCUACAUAAAGUUUAUACUCAAAAAAAGAAGGCACCAUUAAAUAAUAUGAGUUUCCAAAUAAGAGUUUAGAAUAUGAUAAAGCAGAUUCGAGUUGAUUAAAUUGAGAGAAGUCGCUGCUUAAGUGAAUACGAAAAUAAGUUUCCAUACAUCUCAAGAUUGAAUCCAAUUUCCAGACCUUAAAACAUAGAACCUUUAAAUUUAAAGCUAAGCACAAUUCGCACUACUUCUCGAUAAAGCAACUUAAUUAUUGAUGGGCCUAUUAAGAGAGAGUAAUAAAAAAAUAACUCUCAAGCAAGUUUAGAUUCAAAUCUUAGGCUUACCUCGAGUCCUUAAAGAUUUUAUAAUAAGAAUAAAGUCUCAAUAUAGGCAUUAAUGUUGAAAGAUAUGAUUACUUUAAAAGAAUAGAAAAUAAAAAUAGACUAGCGAACACAAGCAGAAUCAAAUUUUUUCUAAAAUAUAUCUAGUUGGUCUAGAAAGUCUUCUGAUAGUAUUAUUUGA